Molecule: messenger RNA, 1203 nt
Organism: Dichomitus squalens LYAD-421 SS1
Lineage: Eukaryota; Fungi; Basidiomycota; Agaricomycetes; Polyporales; Polyporaceae
Product: NAD(P)-binding protein
Exons: 6
Coding region: 15-1097 (360 amino acids)
Molecular function (GO): oxidoreductase activity
Source: RefSeq, a predicted model, not a curated record
CUACCUAGCGCAUAAUGUCCGCAGGCCAAGCACAAGCUACAUCUGCCGCGCCCACGACGGAAGCUUCCUCCAAGUCAAUCCCGGCAACGCAGAAGUCGUGGCGCGUCACCGGAAGUGGCGACAUCGACAAGGUGCUCAAGUUCGGGGACGUCCCGGUGCCGAAGCUGAAGAAAGGCUAUGUCCUCGUCAAGGUCCAGGCGGCCGCUCUCAACCCAGUUGGUCACAAGGUCCUCAAACUCCUCCCCGGUUUCAUCGCGCGCCGUGCCAAGGCGCACGAAUUUGAAAUCGCGGGUGUAGUUGUGGACGCCAACGGCACCGAGUUCAAGGAGGGCGGCGAGAUAUUCGGCGCCACACCCGUCCUGUCUGUGUUCCAGAACGGCUAUGGGGCCCUCGCACAGUACACCGCCGUCUCCGCACAGCAAGCCAUCCUCCGCCCGAAAAACGUUACCCCCACGCAGGCCGCGGGUCUCUCCAUCGCAGGCCUCACCGCAUACCAGGGGCUGAUCGACAUCGCCAAACUCGAGGCGGGCCAGUCGGUCUUUAUCAACGGGGGCAGCACCGCGGUGGGCUCGUUCGCGAUCCAGCUCGCGAAGGCCAAGGGCGCACGCGUCGCGGUCAGCGCGUCGGGGAAGAAUGAGCAAUACGUGAGGGACCUAGGCGCGGACGAGUUCUUCGACUACACGAAGGCCCCGCUACACGAGCAGCUCAUUGCGGCCGACCCGAACCCGAAGUAUCACGUUUUCUUGGAGGCGGUAGGAAUGAACGACCCCACCCUCUUCGUUGAGAGCGAGAAGUACCUCGCGCCCGGGGGCGUGUUCUUGGACGUCGGGCCGCAAGGCGGAUACCUCAAGUUCUUCUGGAAGGUGUUCCUGCAACCGUCCUGGUUAGGUGGAACAAAGCGGACAUGGAAGCUUAUUGCUCUCGAUGUGAAGAAAGAGUACUUGGUGGCCUUCGCUAAGCUGGUUGAAGAGGGCAAAGUGAAGCCAUUGGUCGAUUCGGUUUUCUCAUUCGAGGAUACGCUCAAAGCGUACGAGCGGAUCAAAACCAGCAGGGCGACUGGAAAGGUGGUUGUGAAGGUAGACCCUACGGCAGAGUGAAAUGUUCCGCAUGGUAAAUUUGGUGCCCUCUCUCCGUUUGACUCGUGUGGUAUGGGGUGUUCUUCAGUAUACCAGGCUAUAGUUGUAGCGAUGAUACCUCAUGAUU